Molecule: messenger RNA, 21231 nt
Organism: Pseudopipra pipra
Lineage: Eukaryota; Metazoa; Chordata; Aves; Passeriformes; Pipridae
Gene: PURG
Product: purine rich element binding protein G
Exons: 2
Coding region: 79-1086 (335 amino acids)
Biological process (GO): regulation of transcription by RNA polymerase II
Cellular component (GO): nucleus
Molecular function (GO): RNA polymerase II transcription regulatory region sequence-specific DNA binding; purine-rich negative regulatory element binding; DNA-binding transcription factor activity, RNA polymerase II-specific
Source: RefSeq, a predicted model, not a curated record
CCGGCUGCGGGCGGUGGCGGCGGCGGCGGCGGCUGAAGGGCAGCGGCGGCGAUGGGCGCUGCGGGCUGAUUGGUAAAGAUGGAAAGAGGGAGAGGAGGAGGAGGAGGAAGGAACCUGGGAGGCUCUGGCCUGCACAGGAGCGUUUAUUCCCAGUCCCAACAGCAGUACCACUACCCUGCCUCCUCCCAGGGGAGCUGCAUGGAGAUCCAGGAGCUGGCCUCCAAGAGGGUGGACAUCCAGAAGAAGCGGUUUUACCUGGAUGUGAAACAGAGCUCCCGCGGCCGCUUCCUGAAGAUCGCCGAGGUCUGGAUAGGAAGAGGCCGGCAGGACAACAUCAGGAAAAGCAAGCUGACCCUCUCCCUGUCCGUGGCUGCCGAGCUGAAGGACUGCCUGGGGGACUUCAUCGAGCACUACGCCCACCUGGGCCUGAAGGGCGGCCACCGGGUGCACGAGCACAGCAAUGACAAGGAGCAGCAUCCCCGGAGGCGGCAGCAGCACCCGCCGCCCUCGCCCCCGGUGUCCGUGGGCUCCGAAGAGCCCCCUCACAGCGUCCUCAAAACGGAGUACAUCGAGAGGGACAACAGGAAGUACUACCUGGACCUGAAGGAGAACCAGCGCGGGCGCUUCUUGCGGAUUAGGCAAACCAUGAGCAGGGGACCCGGCAUGAUGGGCUACUUUGGCCACAGCUUGGGACAGGAGCAGACGAUCGUCCUCCCUGCGCAGGGGAUGAUCGAGUUCAGGGAUGCUUUGGUCCAGCUGAUCGAAGAGUACGGCGAGGGGGACAUAGAGGACCGGCGGGGGGGAGGCGACGAGCCCCCGGAGCUCCCCGAGGGCACCUCCUUCCGAGUGGACAACAAGCGCUUCUACUUCGACGUGGGAUCCAACAGGUACGGCAUUUUCCUGAAGGUAAGUGAGGUGAGGCCGCCCUACCGUAACACCAUCACAGUCCCCUACAAAGCGUGGACACGGUUCGGGGAAAACUUUAUCAAGUACGAAGAAGAGAUGAGGAGAAUUUACAACAGCCAUAAAGAAAAAAGAAUGGAUGCCAGAGGGGACAGUGGUGAAGAGCAAGAGGGUCUGGAAUAGAGUGCAUUGGACAAAUAACGAAACAAAACAAGCAGAAAUUGGUGAGAGGGACUGACCUAUAGUAAUUCCAAGUUGCCCCAAGUUUUUUGUAAAGUCCUUUUCUGGGAGUUCUUGCUAACUCCGGUACGUAAUGUUAUAGGAGUCUGGUUAUCACGUUAAAUUACACCCAAAACAUCUCCGUAUGUCUUAGGAAAGGACCAACCUCCCGAGUCCGUAUGAGUCAGCUGCUUCGAGUGUUGAAGACUAUGGAAGUUCGCGUAUCAGCACAAACAAAAUCCGGCACUCUGACCUUUAAAUAGUCUAGAUAAGGCUUGUGUUGCACUUAAACAUGAUACAAAAGUACCCCCACCCCAAACCUUAAGAUGAAACGUAUCACUUUCUGCUUAUCACGGGUUUUCCUGGACUGGCUUCUGCCCGUACUCGGUCCAAAGGCUGAGCAGUGCCACUGUAGGGCAUUCACGGCCAAAAUCAAAUCCACAUGAAUUGCUGGUCUGUGUGAGGAGGGAGAGAGGUUUUAAAAUUGGCAUCUGCUGGUUAUUGGGUGGGAAACAACAGUCUGUGUGGGUAAAACCUCGAUAACCAGUCAGACCUUGGUCACGUGCUGGUGAAGGGCAGAAGAUUUGUUACUCAUUCCGUAGUUUUGUGCUGACUGGAUAACCUGAGUCUCCCGGGAUAGCAGAGCUCUGCUCGAGCGCUAAGCCUUCUGAAUUAGUGGCAAUGAAUAAUAACCCACUCCUCAUCUCCGUGUUCCGCCCGUGUGAGGCCGGCGAUUUGUUUUUAUUAUUAUUAUUAUUAUUAUUUUUAAUGCAUUUUGCCCAAAAUUUCAGAAGGUAUUUUUGUACGAGGUGUGUUACGGGUUCCAGCAGGCGGCUGUGAAGCGGGCGUGGGGAGGUGGAUGGAACGCUUCUCUCCCAAGCGUGAGAUUAGUGCGGUCACGAUGUUACCUGUGCCAGGAAAACACCCUGGGCGUGAGAAAGACCUCUGGGGGGUUUGGUGCACCGUUGCAUUCAUAGGCAAAGGCAUCUCUGUCAAUGCUCGCCCGCGGCGCGUUUCGGAAGCCGUGGUGGGCACCAUGUCGGGUUUUCUGUCCUGUUGAUUUUCCAGGUGUUGUCGUUAGGAGGUGGUAUCCAUGCCCUGCCAUCACCCCCCUUUCCCACUCGCUCGGAGCUGGAGCUGCCAUUGAGCAGUUCCAGUCCAGUGUGGGUGUCGCCCCGCUGGAGCCUUUGUGACGUCAAGUUUUGCAUCUCGCGAUAUCAACUCUCUGCCUGGAGGGAAAAUGGGUGCAAUUACCCGGCUGGGAGGUUGAUGAAAGAUUUUGUUGUUUCUUAAAACGUGAAUAAUUUAUAAUGUAAGGGGCUUGUCCACCGUUUGGGUGACCAGCUCCUUCCCCUGGAACCAGUGGGAGUUUGAUUGAGCUCCAGGUACUUCCAGUAGCGUGCUGCUCACCUUUAAGCUUGUUUGAAAUAGGCAUUUCCAUGUCUAAUGAGAAAUUUGUAAUCAUUCGGAUCGUUUAAUUACAGAGUGGCCGAGUGUGCACGUGGGACCAGCUAUUUUUUCCAUGCAGCCAUUACAUGUUUUAUUUUUUAAUCUUUUGAGAAACAUAUUUGUUUCCAACCAGACCAUUCACCGCUCCGAGUCUGGACCCACCUGCAUGACCACACUCAAUCCAAAUGCUGUUGCCUGUUAACGUCAUAAUGAGAAAGGUUGGGGAGGCAGGGUUGGGAACCAAGAGGAUAAUCUGGACUUUGGUUUGGGUACUAAAACUGGUUGAUCUGUUUUAACUUAGGAAAAAAAAAAAUUUAAAAAAAAAUAAAAAAAAAAAUAAAAGCUUGCACCAAAGUCACCAAAGAACCUUUAGGAAAAUGUUACGGUUGUGACAAGUAAGAAAGUUAAUUUCACUGUUUUAGGUGAUUCCCCCUUUAAAACCACAUAUAGCAGUUACAGCAACCGAGCCUUUGGCUUAGUGUCAAAAACUCCCAUCCCUUUCUCCACAGAUUGCUCUUUCAGGUCCUUUUUCAAACCUGGAGGACGUGUUUUUGCUCCAUCACUUGAAUCGCCCGCGGACCGUGAUGAAUCAGCAGGUUCAUCAUCGCUCCCAUGGCUUUGGUCCUAAUGGUUUUAACAGGUCAAUUAAAAAAAACCAAACAAAACAAAAAACACAAACCCCAACAUUAAAAUAACUCUACAUCCUGUCAUUGGUGUGAAACCAGAAUUUAGUGAAUGAGUUGUUAGCGUAUCGCUGACUGCUGCUGCCCGUCACAGUGCCUGAGGUAAAAAAUUCCCUUCUAGUCCAACAAGCCGGAGCUAUGAAUGUACAAACUUUUUACGCUCUCCUUCCCGUUUCUACGUGGCUCGACAUCUCCCCAUCCCUGCCUACCUUCUCCUCAAGGGAUCGUAAAAGCUCCUGCGUUGGAAUUAGCCCGAGUGACCACGUGUGUUGUAAGUGAUCAUGCCUUCCCUGUGUUCCUGUAGUGUUGGUGAGGAAAUUACUCGUCAUUGGAAAGGGAUGUUUUCUUCACCGUUUUAAAAGGAAAAAAGGAUGCAAAAUGGCUUUCCUUAUAGCUGCCCAUUUUUUAAAAAAAAAACCCUUUAUCUUUUGUUGAUUAAUUGGCCUUCCGAUGUCAUUAGAUUGUUAUAAAUAUCGCCCAGGAAUCCAGCGUCUGCUGGCUGCCGGGCUGGGCUCGGUUCUGGCACGCAGGUAUCCCGUAGGAUCCGCUAAUGCAUUUACUCCCCUGGCAUGGGGUGCACCUUAGUAUCCAAACCUGGAUCGGGAUCUUCACGUUCACUGCCGAUCACCCCUGGGCAGACCAGUGGCUAUGGGUUUCCACCGCGAUGGAAGGAACUGGUGUUUGCAGAUGUUGGGUUGGAGAGUAACGGGUUUCCACGUGAUGGGAAGCACCGGUGUUUGCAAAUGUUGGGCGGAGGGAAAUAUGGUUGUGCUGCAAGUGCAGCGAUGCGAGUCUUGAACGGUGAGAUUCGGAAACGGGUUCCUUUGUGUUUUUGGCAGCGCGUCUCCGGCUUCCGAGCGCGGUGGCAGUGUGGGCUGCUGGUGUGCAGGAGGGCCCAGCGAGGUGCUCGGGAGCACCAGAUCCCUGAUGCGUUUUAAAUGUUCAUUCCCAGCCCCCCGAAACUGCCAUGUCCCUUAAACUUGAGAAAACACAAGCUUAUUUGCACUAGAAAGAACGGCCAAAAACAAUCCUUAGGAGGACAGGGUGAAGAGCACCGGUCUGAACCUCUUUUUCUCAUGAGAGAAUUUCCUACUCAAGCCCUCACCUCUGUUUCAAAAUUGUAUGGUCCCGGCAGAAAGUCUGUCAGUUGAAUGAUUAAAUCCUAAUGCACUUUAUAUUGUGUAAAUAAUAUUAGGAGCACAUUUCUGCUCCCGCUCUGGUAAGGGGAUGCUUUGAUAACGUAGUCUAAUGCUGAGAGAAGCUGUCUCCUGCAUGCAUGUGUCUGUUAAGAGACCUGUUGCACCUGCUCGGUCCAGCUCCGCUCGUAUGUUAGAGGAGGACAGGCGCUGUAUUGAGGAUCCUCUCAAGCCACCCCGGGUGGGAUGAUUUGGUUUUUUAAGUUGCAAAUGUGCAGAGCUGCUGAGCGUCCUCAGCUCUGCCCGUCGUGGUGGCUCCUCGCCCCUUCUGCAGAUCGGGCCCCCUGUGUUGCUGUCGAGGCUUAAAACUGGGCUUUUCACGUCUAGUCUUGACAAAACCAAGUCCAGCAUCUCCCUCGUUCUUGGCUUUCCCCGCUGCUGGCGCAGAAGGUGGGGCGGUCCCUAAAAAGCUUAUCCCGGGUGGAAAGGGCCGCGGGGACUUUCCCUUGCCUUUCAGCUGGUGGGGGGGGAUGUUGUGUUGAGUCCGGCCCCUCGAGCCAGCUUCCUUGGGAAAGUACAGAGCUAUGGAAGGGUUGGGAAGCGUUUUGCACUGGUGUGGUGAGGGCGGCCCGCCGGGCGCUCCGAGGGGAUGGCAGACCCCGCCCUCGGGGGCUCCUGGCGCGGAGCCUGGACGAUGGACUUUACCCAGCGAGAAGCUGCAGCGGUUAUUGGUAUCUACUCGUCGUCGUUAAGUGUUUCUUAUCUGUAUCCGAUAUAUACCAAUCCAUAUUCACAUAUAGGCAUUACUAUAUUUAUGUGACUAUAUUGUAGCCUGUAGUAGCUCGUAGCGAAAUAAUCUUAUUUAUCUGAAGUGCGCAGUCUUGAGGAGGGGGCGUCUGCUCCUGCCACUGGUCUGGAGAAACGUGUUGGUUCGCCCAGAGCUGGCUGGGAGCUCUUGGUCACGGCCCUCGUGAGCAUCCCUUAGGUUUUCAGCAAGGCUGAAAGGGAAAACGUAGUCUAAAGGAGGCAAAACUCUUCCUUGGAGGCGUCGCUGAGGCGAGGUGAGAGCUGUGCGGAAGAGGCAGCUGCAGGUACUCCUGGCCACGUUGUGUUUCCAUGCCAUUUUACAAGCCCUGGCUCUGCAGAUCUGUACUACCAUGUUCAUAAAAUCCCAAGCAGAAGUAUUAAAAUCCCAUCCUUUAUACAAAAAAACCCCGCAAGCAAUUACCAAAAUCAAUGUCAGCACAUUUGUUUUUUCAGCUACAGAUGUCAUAGUCUGGUAAUUGCAUCAUUUUUUUUUCCCCUAUGGCCUAUUGCAGUGCCCUAAACUCCCAGGGAAGGGAGUUGGUGGUGGUUAGGAAGCCUAGUGCUUGCGUGACUUGCAGUCCUGUUAUCCAAUCCUAGUAAUUUUUAUAGCAGAAAAAGGUUUAUUGUUGUGUGUUUUUAUUGGGCAGAUUUUGCACCAGGUCAAAAAUUACUUAAUAAGUGAUUUCAAUUCCAUGGCAUUCCCUCUUUUGCUGUACAUACAGUAGAUAUAUACAGUUUAUGAAAGAGUUCCUAAAGAGAAUUAGACCUUCUGUUUAAUUUUCUAUGCUGCUUCCUCCAAAAUUAAAUUGCCCUUUAUUUUCAGUUACUUAAUGUGUUGUGCUGUUUAAAAUUCACCUUUCCCCUCCUACCCCGCCAUUCCUUUCAAAUAAAGGUUGUGUUCGAAAUGAAGAGUUUAUUCAAGUGAGAGUGGAAUUAAAGGCUACACCAUAAGCUAUAUGGAGGCUGUCACCUCAGAGCCUUUGCCAAAAUGUGUUGGUUUGGGGUGAUCCAAUCUGGCCUAAAAAUGGCUGAAUUCUGUCUUGACCACAGGAAAAAAGCCCCAGCUAGGGGACAAGGUGCUUCUGGACUCGGGUGAUUUGGAAAAAGCUGAAGCCAGAUCUCCUGCUGUUCUGUUUCUCCCAAAUCUGCAGAUGGGCUGACUCCAUUUUUUCUUCCUGAUAUUUUGUCCGCCCGUGUUCAGUUCCCCACCUGCACCUCCAUAAAGGCAACGGUGUUCUAAAAGCAUCGAGGUGAAAUAAAAUACCAAGAGCUCCUGAUAGAUGACAUGGAUUGAAAAUUGGUUUUCCUGAAAUGUCAGGGCAUAAAUUGAGGUUUUAUAAGCCGGAUGUCGUUUUGGCAUUUCUGUGAUGGAUGUAAUUAGAUCGUUCCUUCCACAUGCCGAGGGAGGCAUCACGCGGAACCUGAACCUGCAGCCCCAGGGCUCUCUCACGUACAUGAUCUUCUAGAAAGGUGUAGGUACCUGCUGGUGUUCUCGUGCUGAGUGUGGUCGUGCUCACACUGGCCUAGCCUCGAGGGGCCUGGCUGCCACCCCAAUAAAACCGUCAUUAACGACUCGCUAAUUCAUCUUUUUAAUUGCUAGGCUACCUCAAAACGCUUGGAGUGGCACAUGGAAAAUUGCUAACUCUGUACAGAGUAGCCACCGUAAAUUAGAACAGACAUAUUCCAUCUUUUAGGUGUUCCAGACCCAUCCUACAUACCAGUGUUCAACAGGGUGAGAUAAUGGCUCCUGCCUCGGCCGUGCAGGCAGUCAGAUGGAUUUCUGAGGCACAGUGGGGGAAAUCCAUCCCGAAGGCAGAAGUCUGCGUCUGUUCCUUCGUCGCCGAUCGUUUGCCGCGCGGAGAUUAAUUGGAGGCAAAGAUCACCCUCGGUGCUGGGUGCUGGCAGCCGGCUGAAGCCGGGAGGCUCUGUGCCCGGCCCCACUCAGCACUGCACUGACAGGACACCUCUGAGUUCACGUGUGGGCACAAAUUAACGUGGAGGCAAGGGAGAGAGGAAUAUUAGGAAUAUUAUCUACAUGUGUAUGCAUAGUUGUGUUUCCCCUGUUUCCGGUGGGUUCUUCCCUUUGAGGCGUUAAAAUGUUAUCUGUCGGGGAUGUUCAACGUGCAAUAGGAGCAGGGAGGUGGAUUUCCCAAGCAAUAGCAGCAUGCUCUACUACUACCCUUAAAUCUUUACACUGCAAAUCGUGUGCAAUAGAGUCUGCAUUUCAAAACAGCAGAGAGUAUGUGGGAUAAAAGACACGGGUUAACCCCAGGCUCUUACAAGUAUUCCCAUCUGGUCCUUGUUCGGAGCACAUGUUGUUGGCACAAUGCUGAGGGAGAGGGGGAGUAAGAGCUUCCCACCGAGGCAGAGGAAUGAAAAGGCAGGAGGGGGUGGAAGGAAGCGAGGACAAGAUCCGUGCUCCAGGGAAUCACAGAGCAUGACGAGUUUUAUCUGUAGUAGGAGGAACAGGCGGCACCGUCAGCGCUGGAGUUCCGUGGAGCUGGGGAAGGAGGCAGAGAGCCUGGAUGCUCCACUCGGGGACCAGGGUGGUUCUCUUGGGCUGGUUCUCCUUCCUCUUUGGGAACAGUAACAUGCUCUGCAAGUGUCUAAUCUUGCCAACAAACCCAUCGGGGCUAAGUGUGUCCGAUGGGUGGAAUGUCUGCUUUUCCAACUUGCUUUUUAAGACUCGAGUGGCUUGGCUCUUACCGAACUGGGAGGCUUGCCCAAGAAUACCUGCGGAGGCUCAGGGGAGCACACAAGUGUUGGUGACCUCUCAGGUUUGCUCGUGCCAUCCCAAUUUAUGGAAGCUCUUGUGUGCUUUUCACUGGAGCCUUGCUCCGGGAGCCGGCUGAGUGAUGGAGUGUUGUGUUAUCGAUGGGGCAGCUGCUCUUUUCCAUUGCAAAGGAAAGGUGUUGGUGAAGGCUGGAGGGGAUCAGAGGGAAAGAAAGCAGCUUUCAAGAAGCAAUUUCUGUGUGCCUGUCUUUGCAAAAGGGUUGUGUCGUUUCUAACAAGACUCUGCAGAUGAUCACCACUUGUAUUGCCUUUGUUUUCCUGAGCCCCGCUUGGUGUUAACAGCUGUUGAAAGCUGUGCUUUGAACCAGUGAAGUGCUGGAAUAAUUGCGAGGACUCUGGAAAAGCUGUCAGUGUCUCAGGCUGGGCCUCCUGAUAAUGGAGACGGGAUCACUUUGGCUUUAUCCUGCCUGUGCCUAUGUUCCCCACCGCUAAAACGGGGUGAAUGAUACCUCCCUACCUCAAAGGGGUGUGAGAAAGAGGAGUUUGUUUGGCAUCAGAGCUUUUGUGGUGAUCUGAUGCUGACCAAUACUGAUGAUCACCAAGAGCAGAAAAGGGAGAAAUUUGUUGUGAAAUUGAGUGUUUGGAAGGUUUGGAACAUACCUGACUCCAAACUUAAGUUUGCAAGGGUGCCUCUAAUGGUCCAUUUCAGGGCCCACACAGCAAAAAGCAUUCUUUUUUUUCCCAAGUUGAACAACCUGGCAAAAAUCUGCUCUUUCAAAUCUCCCACGGUGGAUAUUCCCAGCCUCCCUCCCCAAGCUGUUUCCCCCUGCUUCUUCUCAGAUACUUCUCAUGCUGUCCAGCCUGUGUGUCCCUUCCUUCCAUUUAAUUCUGUUGCUUUUUGCCUUACAGGCCCUGCUCUCCAGAGGAGAUAUGGAAACAGUUUAUUUUCUUCCCUGCUGCAGCUUUUAUAUAUAAUUAAAGGCUGUUGUCAGGUCUCUUCUGCACCCUUUCCUAAGGAAAUACAAAGCCUUCCACCGAGGGUAAUUUUUAGCCCUCAUCAUGUACUUGUUGCUUUCUGAUGAGUCCGUUUAAACACAAAUGGAAGGAAAGCAUCCAGCAGCAAUAUAAGCUCCCUGUGCCAACAUGUUUGGAAAUACAGGUUUUCCCUUGUGUUCCUAACUCUCCAAGGAUUGUGUGUUCUUAUUAUGUGAAUACUCAUAGGAAUAUUUGCAUGAACUUCUCCUUACUAGCAUUUUAUUGCAAGGACAUCUGAGAGUUUUGUGUAGGUCUAACUAGAGAGAAUUUCCUCCAGGUUCUCACUCCGCUCUGUCUCCACUCAACACGUAUAUCCCAGCGCCUUCCAGAAGGGCAUUUAAGCAUAUGACCAACAUCUGUCAAGCAGCUACUCCUUCCCUCCUCUUCCUAGGGAAAAGACUGAAUGUGCCAAUUCAGCCCUGGUAUUUUUAACAUAAAUUAAUUAUCCCUGCUGUUCCAUGUUAGCAGUGUAAAGGGUGAGCUGGAGCACGCUGUGUGCUGGCAGCAGCACACCCCAGCAGCUUCACAGCAUGAGAGCAAACCAGAGGGCUCACAGGGAGCAAAGCCUGGCUUUGGCACGGCUCCCACCUCUUCCCUCGGCAACCAGUGUUGAACAGGAGCUGUUUUGUCUCUUCAAGUUCCCCUUGGACCUGUUGCUGCUUUGCAAAUUGUCAUUUUUGCUCGGAGCAUGGAGGAGUUUCCUGUGCUGCUGCCUGGUUGGGAAGUACCCGAUAUUAAAAAGAGAAUCUCUCCUCCAGGAAGCUGGCAGGGGGAAUCUAAGGCCAGAGACCUUAUGUGCAGGCAGAGAGGUGAUGGAGCAGUGCUCUGGGGUAAAUGAAACUCAGUGGCAGCCAAAAGAUAUAUUUCUGUUUGGGUUACCUCCACGAUAUCUGCUUUUUCUUCCCUUCCAGACGUUUGAACACUCCCAAGAUCUCCAUAGUGCUGCUUAGAACAGAUAUUUGCGAGGGAACUGAGCUGCCUCCAAGGACAGUCUCUUUACUGAGACUCCAGUGAGCACAGCAAAGUGUUUGGGAAGUGGAGCAUUGUGCUGGUGGCACUUUUAAAAGAGUUUUUCCCAGGUAGAUGUCUCAGCAGGGACGAGCAGAGGCCACUGACAGCCAAGAGCAGAGGGCAAGGAUUUGAUUCUCAGUUCUUGGCAGUAGGAUUUAUCCUGGGUCCAACAACUCAGUUACUGUGCACACCGCUGUAGUAAGCGAUGAAGUUUUUUAAUUUAAGCAUUUUUAAUAAUCCCCCCAUCCUGGUAAAAUUAGGGAAAGAGUUUUUUGGCUCAAAUGUUUUACUUAGAAGCUGAGAAUAGGCACGGUGUUUCACAAGGUGAACCAAACCUCUGUGCAUCUCACCUCAGAGCGUAUCCUUUGAAGUGGCAUUUUAUUUCUUGCUCCAUCUGGUUGCAAAAGAUCAAGGUCACUAAAGCAGAAACCCCUCUAGGUAUUUAUAUGGCUCAGUGCAUAGGGACAUUUUCCUCUCACUUUGCUGGCAGGGCCCAGUCCUGGUUGUGCUUUUCUUCUUCCCAUUUGGACCACUAAGAGUAUUUAUCAGUCCUGUUCAUGUCUUGUGGGUGACCUGGCUUAAGAGCCCUAAAUUUGUUUUUCUCCUUAGAAGUUCAGCACAUUUUUUUAAGCCUUGCUUGUGAAUCCCUCUGGAAACGUUGUGCAAAACCCAAAUGUGCCUCAGUUCCCUCCUUCCCCACGUGUUUUCCAACUGCUGCAGCCGAUGUAGGACAAAAAGAUGUGGGUCUGGUUAUGUUUUUCCCAGGCAGUUGUUUUCGUCUGUGUCUGUUUUGGUAUGAUUUGGCCUUAACCAUUCCAGGGAUGCUGUUCUGCAGCUCUCACCUGCUUCUGCAGCCCUUGCAAGGAUGGCAGGGCUCUGACUGAUGUUAACUCUAGACUGGGGCAGGUUCUUGGGGUGAUGCUGCAGCAAAGGGGGGAGUUAUUUAACCAUCCCCUCCAUGAUGGUUCCCAUGUGGAGUAGGGAACCAGUUACCUGGGGCAGAUUUGAUCAUGUGCUGCUUCCUCUGAGCAGCCAGCACGCACCAUGUCGCUUGUAGACACCGUCUGACAGCUUCCCCAGGGAUGAGCUUUACUGCAUCUGCUGCAAGUGUUGCUCUGAGCUGAGGCUCUUCCUUCUCACCAGGGCUCGAUGCCAUGCCUGGAUCCUUUGUUACAUGUAACCUUAAUGUUGUUUCUCUGAACGUUGCCAGGAUUUCCUCCUCCCCGGGACAUUUAAAUGGGGUGCAGAGCAAUUAGAGUCACUUUUCUGGGAGUGUGUAACAGCAGGAUGCUUCCAUAUCAGUUUGGGAAUCGACGCAGGGGUUUGAUGUGGGUUACUAAAUUCAGGCCUGUGGGAUGAGCAUACCCACAGCAGGUAUGAAGAUGUGGAGAUAAGAGCUGUGCCUCUGCCAGGCUCCUGUCUGCUCUCUUACGCUCCUGUACUGACUCUGGUUGCUGCAGUGGGAGCCACCAUGACCAGGGACCACCAGGGCCUGCCUGUGGCACCUGGGUCAAAGUGGCAGCAGAGACCUGAGCCAGGCAAGGGACCAUCACCCACAGGUAUUGUGUGUCACAGUAUAACUCAAAGGGAAGGCAUCCACAGCUUUAUCCUGGAUUCUGCAGCAGCCCAGCUAUUUCAUCCUUCCUUUUCUGCCUCAUGGGACUUUUAGCUCUUGCCUGGUGCAUCCGCUCUGGAGAGCACAUGGACAUGUCUGCCCUGGGAUCGGCGUGUGCCAGCACACAGUCUGCACGUAAUCCUGCUGCAUCCAUAACAGCAUUUAUUGCUUAUGUCAGCACAGCCAUCCCUCAGUGCUGCCAGGGGUAACCCUUUGAGGUAACAAGUGAUAAGUUCCUUCUAGCUGUCUUAUUAAAAAAAGAAUUAAAAAAAAAAAGAAGAAGAAGAAGGAGGUGCUGGAACAUUUUCACGGAUGCUGCCAGCUUUUAACUGUGGGUUACCUUGGUGAAGGCAUAUUACAGAGACUUUUCUUUUAAGAACAGCUUAAAAUUGUCUGUUUGGCAGUGCGUGCUUUGUGCUGGUAUGUGUGAAACUGCAAGAAAACCCCCAAUCCAGAGCGUGAGGCAGAGGUGCCCAUUUGCUCCUCUCUGCAGCACCAAACUGCAGUUUAACCUGUUGCUUUUCUCACCUCUUUCCUGCUCUUAGGAGACACCCUCUACAGUUGGGAUAACCUCCCCAAAGCUCCCUUCUCAGGCUCCCCACAGAGGGAAGUUCAUCCUCCUCCUCCCACACUGCAGCCCUUGAGCUGCUGCAAUAAGCCCUUGAGGUGCUCUCUCAAAACCCAUACCGGUCUCUUCCCCUCGGUGAGGCUGAAGAUUCUGUGCAAAACAGAACAAGCAAGAGGCCAAGUCAUGGGGAGUUUUCACUUGUCUCAGCCUAAACACCAGCCUCCUCCAGGCUUUCAGUCUUCCAAGAGCUUCCCAUCUUUCUAGCCAAGUCGUUUGUUUGCUAGGAGAAGAAAAAUUGGUAGUUUUGUGCUAGCAGUAGCUGGAGUCCUCUUUCACUAGUGAAGGCAUUUUCUCCUUUGAAUUUUGUUUGAAUGCAGAAACUAUUGUGAAAUGAGAGCUGUAAUACUGGGAAAGGGGAGAUCAGAGCAUUCCUCUGGAUAGGAUUUGAUGCAAUUUGAAGCUGCUUGUGGAAGAUUGGCUGGAAGGUAAACUGAUUUGGGCUAAAAAAGCUGAUGCUGUUAAACCGUAUAAGUGACUCUUUAGUGGAUGGUCCAAAAUAGCUUUUUUAUGGCCUCUGACCUCUAGGAAAGAUAACUGGAUUUUUGAUCUUAGAUUGAAGGGGCAAUUUCUGCUGAAAGAAACUUGUGUUCUUUAGAAACCAUCUCAGGAUGGCAUUUACUGUCAAAAACAUUGCAUGGAAACAGACAGAAAACAAACUAAAAAUCACACAUGUGAGUCAAGCCCAGGCGAGCCUUGCGCUGUCCCUGAAUCCGGGAUAGAUCCCGGUUGUCAUCCACCUUUCUGCCUUCCUGGCCACCAAAAUUUCCCGUAGGCACCUUGCGUGGGUGUGAUUAGACAGGAGCUCCUGUUUUUGCAGCAUCCUGCUUUGCACCUGGGCUCGAUCCACUGGCUGUAGAGGUGCUGUGCCCCCCAAGGAAAAGCGGUCCCCUCCGAUGUUCCUGUGCCGUGUCGGAGCCGCGGCGCCCGUACCGGGUGGGAGACGCCGAGGUGGGCGUUGAGUUGGUUUUCAGAGCAGUGCUUGGUCACCAGCUGUUGUCUAGGGCGCUGUGGCUUUUGGUACAGCUGGAAAAAAAAAAAAAAAAAAGCUUUCUCGUUGAAUUUCAAGUCAGGGGCCUGUUUUCUGCCAAGCUACCCCCCGCCGUUUCAAAUGUAUUUUAUUCUCCUUUUCUUUGCACUGGUCCCGUUACGCUCCGCUCAACAGCUGCUGCAUUUAAUCCCAGAAGCUGCAGUUGGUAGGGAGCAAAGUGAUCUCCAUAUAACCUCUCUCUUACUCAUAAGUGUGCAUUAUGAAGCUUAACCGCUGGUAAUAAAAUGUUUUGCUUUCAACAUGCCGUCCCUGUGGUCCAAUGUUCCCGUCUUCAGGCUCCGUCAUUACAGCGGGGCGAUGUAUCGGAGCUGUUCUGCUGCUCCCCACCAACCUGCCUGGUGAUGCUGGACACGGGCAUCUCGGAUGCGUGUGGAUACCCAGCGAGGAGAGAUGGAGAACGCGGAGCAGAGCCCUUUCGGUGGGUAGCAAGCUGGCAGUGUUGGCAUUCCCAGGUGGAAGCAGCUCUUUGAGGAAGACUGUAUCUUGGCAGUCAAGGAAAAAGGCGCUCGGGGUCUUGCUUGGCUGUGGCCCAAAGUGCAGGUUCCCAUCUCUGUGAGAUAGUCUGGCAGUGCAAUCUGCUGUUAGAGCCUCUUCAGAGACUACGGCAGGACGUGGGGGAGCAGGAACAGAUUGCAAUCCUGCUACUUGGUUGGGGUUUUUUCACCCCUUUCACAACAACUCUGCAGGUUCAUGUUUGGGUUUUUUUGUUGGUUUUUUUUUGUUUUGUUUUUUUUUUAUUUCCUGCAUGCAAAAAAAGGGCAUUUUCACGUCAUCCUGCACGAUGGUGGGGGAAAAAAGAUGCUCCUCGCCCACAUCCAAUAACCAUACAAAAUGCAGAAAUUCUGCUUGAGGAAUUUCAUUUUUGUUUGCACACCACUGAUGCUUUCAUUAACAGCAUCUUUUCACAUGUAAGUACUCGAGAUGUCGUACGAGCUUCCUACUCUAAACCGAAAGCAGGGUUUUCCCAAGCAGGGAUGUCCAAGCAUCAUUUCCGUGGUAUGGUGGGUUGCAUCAGCCCCACAGCUGGUUUCUGUUGGACAGGACGUGGUUUUUCCAUAUUUGAGGUUUAUAGCGUUUGGAUUCAAAGCGGAAUUUCCCAGGCAGAGCCCCCCCCCCCCCCGGAAGGUAUCAGAAUAUAUGGCUUUGUCAGGCAGCGAUAACAGCCUUUUUCUGGAGAUUGCCAUUUUGUAAAUAAGCUUCUUCUCGAGCAGCAUGGCUCCAGCUACAAAAGAUGGAUGAUUAUUUCUUCCUGGAAUCGGCCUUCCGCUGCAGGAUCUGGUUUUUAUUGUGAUAAUUAGCAUAGAAUUAAAAAUGGCCCUGCAUCUCCAGUUCGCCCUGUAGUUCCUCUGGUACGGAGUGAUCCGGGAUGGCGUUUUCUUCGGGAAUAGGCUGUGCCUGGGAAUCACUUCAUUCGCUGAUGAAAAUCAGCGCAGGGGUAUCUGCAGGCUUCGACGCAGCAAAAGCCUCCGCCUCCAGAAAUAAAUCACUGCUCCUAAUAAACUUUCAGAUGAGUUGUUUGUUGGAGGGUGGAAAAGUUGCCAAGGAUAUUUAGAUGAAAAUCCGAAGCGGGAUUUUACAAAUGCCUUUAAAUUCCAGAGCUGGGGUUGGAGGCGAGGUCACGGGCAAGCAGGCAGCUUUUUCUCCUGAAAAACUGUAAUAGCUUUUCUUCUUAAAAAUUUAAAAGGGUUGUCACUCCAGGCAGAGGCAGAAUUGUAAGGAGUGUCAGACAUGGCCACUGGUGUGUCCGUAGGAGAAACCGAAGCAGCAAAAGCGUGCAAACUUCCUUGUGAGAGCAGCGCAGGAAAUUACUGUGCAAUUGGACGCGGUGUCCUAGCGUUAGAUUUAUUAGCCACUUACAAAUCAUCUGCCAAAAACCCUUUCAGUCGGAAGACAGGAAAGAACAUGUUAUAAAAAGACCUGGAAAAGGAGUGAUUUUGGCACGGGAGUUUCCAGGCUGGUAAUUGUCCGUGUGUACGGGGUUUGGGUUUGGUCUCAGCGUUGAGGUCAGUGGUACUUAAACCAAAUGCUAUCCCAGUGCCUGCACAUGGCAAAUGGUGAAAUGUCUGGCGGGAUCACGGGCACAUCCACGCUCUUGUGUACGUUCCCCAGACCUUGCUGCUUUGGCAACAAGACUGGAUACAUCAUUCCAGCAGUUUCUUAUCUGGAUGGUGGGCUGAGAUGGUCGUGUUUCCCCACUGCACACCUCGCUGCCCUCCUCACUGCGGGGCACUGCCAAUCUCACACUGCACUUCUCCAGCUCCCAUGCCUUUUCCAGGCUGCUUUCUUUCCACUUGUAUGCCUGCAAAGUUGCAGUUACUUCCAUAUCCCCUGUAUGCAAGACCCUGCUUUUUGCUUGUUUAAAUCCAGGUCUUUCUGGCCAUAGUGGAAAUAAGUGACCUGGCUUUGUAGCUCUCUUUUAAUGUUCCCUGCUUCUGGAAAACCAUCUCCCUAGUGCUUGGUCUCUGAUGAGGAGCACAUCUGCAGCUGUACCUGCAGCAUCCCCAGCAUAUCCUGCCAGCUCCAGCAAGUCGAUAUAUUUGACUUAAAAAGAGCUUUCUCCAUAAAAAUGAUCCAUACCUGCCUCAGAUGCACCAGAUGUUGCACAGCCAGAUGUUGCCUUGUACAACCCCUUGGAGAUUUGGCAGCAGCACGUGUGGGGCCUGGGGAGCCACUUUGCUAUGCUGUGACCUUUUCUUUGGGGUGCCUGCUGGAAUGUAGUGAGAAAUGAAGAUCUGGUUUCCCCCUUUCCAUGUGGCACUUUUGGGAGAAAACACCCUGUUUUUGUAAGCGCUGAGCUCCCAAGGUAAGGGGAUGGGAGGGCACUGCUGGAGCAUGUCCCAGCUUGCAAGGAGCUGCUUCCAGCCCAGGAAUGGGACCAGCACAUCCUUAGCAGGGAGAUUUCCUGCCCCCUGUUUCCAGCAAGCAGAGCUGAUGCUUUUCCAGCAUGAGUGUAAAGGUAGGAUUGGAUUUGUGGCUCACAAAGAGGCAGAUGCCAGCAGCUAGAACAGGCAAGGGAAGUGUGUGUUUAAAGAGAGAAAGGAGGAGUGUCUGUCGUCCAUUGGGACGAAUCCUCCUUUUCCAGCCUCUUUCCAGGAGCGUGCUGAUCCAAAGUCCUUCUCUGGAGCGUUUUCCUUCAUGAAAAUGAAGCUGGGCCGUUGGUAACGUCAGUGUUUCCCAGACCGCCUUCGUCGUCUUGUCCUUGCAUUCAUUGUCCUUCGACUGGUUAGGGUGGUUAUGAGAAAAAAAGCCAGCUUAAAGCAUAGUCAGAAAGCUACAAUUAACGAAGCAAGCCACAGAUAAAUAGGUAAAAUAGGCUAACCUGUAAGAUAGGUGUAAAAGGAGGCAGUCUGCCGCGCGGCUCCUCUGUAAAACGUGCAUGAUAAGCGUCGGCGAAGCUUGUUGCAGACACUGGGCAGGGCUGCUUUCGCUAGACUUUUGAGUAUCCUAGUUGCAAAGACUCUUAAGUGUUCCAAAAGGCUCGUGGUUUUUGGAGUGGGGUCUGUUUUUUUUCUGUUUUUCCGUGCGCUGUGGCCACUUGCUUUCCGAAUGGGUUUGUGGUGGUGGUGGAGUUAAUGGAGCUGUUCUUUAUAGUAACCUAAAAGGUGUCAGUCGUUUGCUCGUGUGUGUUCACAAAGCUGAGCCGUGGCGUUACGCGUCCCUCCGCGAUGGUGUGAUUUGAAGCACUUUUGGUGUGGCAUGUGCAGUUGCAGUGCUGUCUGUUUUUAAUUUCCCCUCCCCCUCCCUCCCCGGGAGUCCCCCCCCUCUCCGUGUUCUCCCCGUGUUUCGGACACUGAACCAAACCGACGUCAGAACUAGCACUUUAAGUACUAGUAGUCACUUUGCUUCGGACUAUAUUGAGCACUGCACUUUUUGUACGUACUGUUAGCACUGAGUUCUGAACUCCUUUCUUUUCCCCGCCUCUUUUCCCUCUUAGGCGCAGUGUUAAUUACGUAGGGGCCAUCAGAAGAUAAUUUUGAGGUGUGUUGGACCGUUGUCCGGUGCCUGACUUCCGUUACGUAUCCGUUAGCGACUUUACAGUAGGGAAUUUAACCCAUCCAAGCUUAUUUUACACAGCAGAACAGACAUCUGUGUCACUGACGUCCAGGCAGACGUGGUUGCUCUAAACUUCGAGGUCCUCCGAGGAGACCCGAGCGCAUGGCUUUUAAAAACACCAAAGAUACGGGAGAAGUCUCAGAAGGGAUCGGGAUGGGAUUGGAAUUGAGCGGAGCGAGAGGCGUAGGGCGGACGAGACCCCGGUGAGCCCUGUGGGACAGCCCAGUUCAAACCAGUUCUGAGACUCUGGUAACAAUAUAAAGACUGCGCUCAAGCCAUUGCAAUAAAAGCCAUCAUUGUGCCUGCACUGAAAGUGCCGUUGGAAUUGGUCGUUGUCUUCAACUGCAAAAAGGUAUUUUUAAGUAAAAAAGACUUGAGAGGUGAUUUAGAAGAUGGAGCAUAAUAACCCUGGGGUUUGCUGUUGUUAGGAGUUAAUCGGCUCUCGUGUUCAGAGGCAGUUCGGAUGUGCAUCGCUAUUCCUGUUAAAUUCCUGUGGUAUUUCCAUAAGGAAGGCUGGGGAUCAGAGCUCCCUUGCCAGCAAAUCAGUAGGGUGGAGUUUGUAGCAAACGUAGUCAGAAAUCUCUAGGAUUUGAAAUGGGAUGGUGAUCCCUGGGAUGCUGAAUAAUCCGAAUUUUGAUGCCCCAAACUAUCCACUCUCAACCAGCUGGGGGUGUUUUGCUUCUUUAAAAACCCUCGUGGGUUUUCACAGCAGCAAAUAAAUCACAAUGGGUGUGGGAGUGCUACAUCUCCUCCACACCAGGGUAUCCACACUUGGGACUUGCUGCUCAUCCUCCUCGACGAGCCCCUAGUCAAUCCAGAUCCUUCUCUGGCAAUCCUCCUUGAAGGGAGCUUCUCCCUAGUGAAACUUAAUGGAUGAACCCCUCCAUUACAGCACGAUCCGUUUGAAUGGAGAGAAGGGAAUUAGGUCUUCUCCUUCACUGCUAGCAAGGGGCCAUGAUGGAAAUAACCUUCAGCAACAAAAAGAAAUAGGUGUGUUGGGUUUCCUUGUUGCAGCAGAUGAAGGAUUUUUCCUAAACAACUCCAGUUUUAGUGGCUGGUUUUCUUGGGUUCCUUUUUCAGUACACCUUCAGGGGUUUGGAUAUUCAGCGGGAACUGAUGAUGGUUUAAAACCACAAAUCUUGAGCAACCCCAAGUAUUAUGCUCUUGCAUCCUCUGUCACUGGACUUAAAAAUGGAAUCCAGAUUUUUGGUUUUUUUUUUUUCUUUCUCACUCCAGCCAAAUUAUCCCUGCAAAUGUAGCUUUAAAGAAAUAGCAGCAGGCAAUGCUGCCGCUCUAUCUGAGCCCCCAAAAUUAGAGAGCUGAGGGGACAACCUCUUCCAAAAGUACCUCAGUGACUCAGAGCCCACAACCACUCGCUGUCACAAGGAUAUAGGCAAACCCUUUGGAAAAUUCACCCCUCAGCGAGCCCACUGGUCUCCUUGAGUCCUUGGAAAUUAAGCUUGGGAGACAGGGGAAUGUGGAACAGGUCUUUUUGUCUUUAUUUUCCCUCUCAGGUGUAGUUUUUUGCCCCCUUGGAGUUGGCAUCUCGUCCUUUGGGAAGGUAGAAUUAAGCAUAGCACACCUGAGGCCUGAAUGCAAAUCCUAGCACAGCACCUCUCGCUUUGGAAGGGCCUUUUAGGUGGGAAAAAAAAAAAGCUCUUGUAGGGAUUUUUAACUGUUUGGGUUUUCAGAUAGCUCGUGGGAAGCGCAUUGGGACAGCACACAGGCGAUGUUUUACUGACUUUUUCUGUUCCUCCAAGAGAGACUUCUUAAUUUGCUUUGGUAGUUUAGAGUUUGUUUCCUUGAAAGUCUUUUUGGACCCAUGAAAAUGCCCUUGAAAUGAGUCAAGUUUAUCAAAAUAUAUUGUGCACACACCCAUGCACCAGCCCACCUGUACGUGCAUGUCUCCCUGGGUGUGUAUACAGAUAGAGAAACAUAUUAUUUCCCAAAACAUUCCUUUUAUUUUUUUUUUUUGGUUGUUGUUGGUUUGGUUAUUUUAUUUGGGUUUGUUUCCCCCCACCCCCCAAGGAUAUUAACCAAAAGGUGUUUUAAAAGUCAUGGCAUGAAAACUCCUAAAUGUAAAUCUGAGUACCUUGUGAUGCUAAUUAACAGGUUUUUCCUGGAACUUUAUGUGAUGCUUAAUAUUUUCCUUAGGAAGUUUUGUUUAAUGUUAGAUCAUUGUUCUGGAGGAUGUUGGUCCUACUGGCAUUAAACUAAUGGAAAUAAAAUGCAUGUGUUACAAGUGUAGAAACGGUGAAGAAUUAAGUGUGAACUUACUGUACGAUACUGAUUCUGUUUUCAAACAAUCUGUUUUGCUGUUCAGUAGUUGACAUAUGGAAAUGCCAAUGUACUGUAAUUUAGCACUUUUCCAAUGGACCCUGUUCUCACUACGCCCGAGGGAAGAAGCGGGUUUGGCUCGGGGCUGUCUGAGCUCAGCCCCUGAACCCUUUCUGUGUGUUUCGGCACCAGAACCGGCCGGGUGGGACUUCAGUUGGUUUUCUCAUCGGUUCAGUGGCUGGCACAAGGCAGAGGGGCAGUGGUUCUCCACUUCCAUGGCCAAACCAGGACCAUUCUGCAACUUGGUCUGGUGAAAGGCGUCCCUGCCCGUGGCAGGGGGGUUGGAACUAGGCGAUCUUUAAGGUCCCUUCCAGCGCAAACCAUCCUGGGGUUCUAGGAUUCUCUGAUUUGGGUGCAGACCUCGCUGUGGGUGGAUGGACUGGUGGCAUCACAUUCCACCAGUGCAUCCCUCCGGGAGCCAGGCUGGGGCCGGGCUGUCCAAGCUGAGGCGGGACGGACACAGUCCCUGAAAUUCAAAGGCAGAAGGGAUAACCCACCAGGCCACCCCCCCUCCAGCCCAAACCCCUCCUUUCCUAGUGUUAACAGGGUGCAAAGUGUUACUUGUCAUGUACUGUACUGAAAGGGUUAAUUGAUCAGUGACUGUAUUGUACUGUAUGAAAACUCAUGAAUUGCCUUGUAUUGUUUCUAAUGGACUGUUCCAUGUCUCCCCACUGCCCAUUCCCAACCCGCCCCCACGUUUUCCAAAGGACGCAUGUUCUCAGUUAGGUCCUCCAAACUCUCUGGUGCUAAACUCUUCCGUAUCCGAUGGUGCUUCUGCGGACACUAACUGACCACAUGCCGAUCCGGAGCUUGAAGUUCACCACGUCUUUCUUGUCUGUUUGUAUGAAGUCACACACACACACACACACACACAUGAGAAAAAAUUAAGGAUAAACUUGAAUUUGUUUCAAAGCCUCAUUGACAAUCUAAUGUUUUCUAUGUCUGCUUUUAUUUGGGAUGGCUUUUCUAGAAAGCAGCGCGCCAGCACCUUCGCUCCGGGAGGGGGAUUUCGUCCCGUUCACUCCUCUGGCAUCCGAGGUGAGCUGCUCCCUCGCUGGCUUUGCAGGCUCAGCCACGGGAGGUUGAUCCAUCAGGAGCCAGCGAGGAAGAGGAGGUGCAGGUGCCUUCAAAGAUCCCCAACCCCAGAAAGCAGCUGGGAUCCCUGGGCCUGCCCCAUCCGUAUAUAGGUAGGUAGGCACUGAGGGUCUCAGAGGGGAUGAACCCAUCCCUUGCUUCCUGGCAAAAAUUGGCUGUUAAGGAGAAUGGUGGCAGAAAAUUGGAGUCCCAAAGGCACCUCCACCUCCUCUUGGCAUCACUCAUCUCUGCUGGCCUCCUGAGCCUGAGGUUUUGCAGGUGACACUCACCUCGGACGGCGUGAACGGGGCCAUCCCCUCCCAAACCCCCCCACCCCGACGCGAGCUGCUUUUUGGACAAAAGAAAAUCUGACUAUAUUUUAUAUCGAUUUGAAAACAAAGUCUGAUAUUUACCCUCGUUCUCAACUGAAUUUGCAUAUUGUUGUUUGCCACGAUAUUUGUUCUGUCUUCAAAUAAAUUUGCUUACUUGUGUAGUCUUAA